Messenger RNA from Alligator sinensis (Chinese alligator), 10565 nucleotides. RefSeq names its product ankyrin repeat domain 11 (gene ANKRD11). Gene Ontology annotation, molecular function: protein binding. The record is from RefSeq and is a predicted model, not a curated record. Gene Ontology annotation, cellular component: nucleus. Bases 2206 to 10278 code for a protein of 2690 amino acids. Gene Ontology annotation, biological process: anatomical structure morphogenesis. Lineage: Eukaryota; Metazoa; Chordata; Crocodylia; Alligatoridae. The transcript is spliced from 15 exons.
GUAUGAUAAAAGCAAUUUAACAAAGGUAAAAAAAAAGAAAUUGUGAGUCUAAGCAAAAACAUUUAAGCAACAGAACAUUGUUUAAACAAAUGACAACCUGGAUGUUCGCACUCUCUUCACUGGAGCUCUGUAAAUACUUUAUAUGAAAAAAGAGAUGGCUGUUUUUACGCUUUUGGGGUUUAAAAAAGGAAAGUGGGGGGCUUUCUCUUUCUCUGCCUCUUGACAGCCUGCUAGUUGCUGCUUUUGGUAAAGACGCAACAGAAGCUUUGGAUAUAUACCUUUCUAAUCUUUCUUUCCAUCCAAAGAAUAAAAUAUAACAACUUGACUUUGAGGUCAAGUAGAUAUAGACUAGCCAAAGUGUGUGUAUGUGCAUCUGCAUCUUCUUUGAUUAGUCUGUAAGGUGCAAAUCUGCCCCGAUGUCUACAUGGUAUGACUUACAGAGCUCCUUAAAAUUAUUAACCAAAAUUUUCCAUAUUUUUUGACAAUCCAAGAGCUCUGUCCAUUUGCAGCUUACAAACUCAGGGUGUUUGUCAGAAGGUGGGGCUCCUUCAUAUUUUGAUUCUCCCCCUGCCCCACCUCCCCAGCUCAUUCAUAGUUAGGAUAAUCUGACUGCUGUUGAAAUCUUUCCCAUAGACUCCAUAAUGCCUCCUUAGUAGUUUAAGAUUGCUGACUCCUGGUUUUUUAAAAAACAAUACUGACAAAUACAAGUCAGACCCUUAACAAAAAUGAGCAUGUUGAGCUGUGAAGAUGCCAGUGACACAAUUAGAGUAUAAGUAUUAUCACUCUUGUUUUGCUUUAUUGGAGUCUAAUUUCCAUGUGCUUGGUUGUAUUAAAAUAAAUCGCAAUGCAUCCUCUGUGUGCUCUUCCUAUUGGCAUAAGCCUGACAGUGGUCAGCAGUAAAUCCCACUGCACAGAGGCUUUUCCAGCCAGUGCAGAUGGGACAAGCCUGCCUUCAGCUCUGCUGGAGAAAUUGUGAUUAAGACUUCGUUUGCUAUUGCAGAUGGAAACCACUGGCUGGAUUUUUCUGUUACAGGUACCAGCCUUGACUCUCUUAUACUGAAAAAAACAAAACAAAAACUUGGGGGUGCUCUUUGGCCCAUUUGUGAAAACUAAUUUUGCUUGCAAAGCAGAGGGGAAGGUAAUCUCUCUUUUUGCAGAGGUGAAUGUCUACAAAUAUUGCCAGGAGGUUGGUAACUCAUAGGUCAAAGGGAUAUGUAAUGCCAUUGUCUCAUGGCAUUGCACUCCCGUUACCCUUUCUUUUAUUUUCUUGAAACUUAACCUGCUGUCACAAUAUAUGAACAUGGAUUUCCUUUUUCAACACCAAGGAGCAUGAAACAAUGGUGGUAUUCAGGUUAUGGCAUGUUGCAUGAAGCUGCAUGAGUAAUUUCAUUAGACUAACCCCAACAUGUUUGAGGCACUGCAAAAAAUAUUUUCAGACGUGUUCAAAUUCACUAACCAUGCAUCUUUGAGUUGCUCAUUUGAGAUAAUGGUGCUUAUCUGGAAGUAUAAGUUUAUCAGUCCCUUGUGCAUUCCUGAGUGUGCAUCCUUUAUAUAGUACCCUUGAAGACCCCUCAUUGAAAUCCAUUCUUUCCCUUAAAUUCUGUAUUGUAGUGAAACAGAUGAGCACGGUGCAUCUGCAUGUAUUUGGUGGGGGGGGAAGCACGUGCUUCUCCCUGAAGAGAAUUUCAAAUGAGCCUGUGACUAAACCAGCAGCUAAAUUCAGUGUUGAUUCCAUAGGUGUCUUGCUUCAUUUUGGAUCACCAUCAAAUCUGAAUUAAUGCAAAAUGACCUAGUUGAUUUGUAGCUGCAGUUAACUUUUGAAGACGCAGUUCAGGGUUGUAUGGAUUACACGAACAGUCAUCAGUGUGCGCUUGCAGAAAGAAGACAGCAACAGGGAAUGCAGUCAUGCAUUAGCUUCUGAAGCACAAAGUUUUCAACAGAAUGCAACUCUAAGGAAAAGUUGGAUGGGGAAACUCUUUCUUACUUUCCAACAGGAGCAGCAUGGCAUAAGACUGCAACAGAAGACGGCUGUAAGGCAUGAACACCGAAUCCGACUGGGAUUCACAAGAAUACAGGUUUGCUUUGGGACACACCCCUGUUGGAUUUAAUACCUGCCCUGCUAGUGACAACUUUCAGCUAUGGAAUCGACGGUUGACGACGAGGCGAUGGCAGCAUAAAUGAAGAUCAAGUAAGCACGGCAGAACGAUGCCCAAGGGUGGGUGUUCUAAAACACCACAGUCAGAAGAUUUCUCUCUCAGCAACGACAUGGUGGAGAAACAAACGGGGAAAAAGGAUAAAGAUAAAGUUUCUCUAACCAAGACUCCAAAGUUGGACCGGAGUGAUGGCGGCAAAGAGGUGAAAGAGAGAGCUACCAAACGGAAGUUGCCUUUCACUGUUGGAACAAAUGGAGAUCAAAAAGACUCAGAUACAGAAAAGCAGGGUCCGGAGCGGAAGAGGAUUAAAAAGGAGCCUGCCACGAGGAAGCCCGGCUUGCUGUUCGGCAUGGGCCUUUCAGGGAUCCGGGCCGGGUACCCGCUCUCCGAGCGCCAGCAAGUCGCUCUUCUCAUGCAGAUGACAGCGGAGGAAUCUGCAAACAGCCCAGUCGACACGACACCAAAGCACCCCUCUCAGUCUGCCGUGUGUCAGAAGGGAACGCCCAACUCUGCCUCCAAAACCAAAGAUAAAGUCAACAAGAGGAACGAGCGUGGAGAGACGCGGCUGCACAGAGCCGCCAUCCGCGGGGAUGCCCGGCGCAUCAAGGAGCUCAUCAUCGAGGGCGCGGACGUCAACGUGAAAGACUUCGCAGGCUGGACGGCAUUGCACGAGGCAUGUAACCGGGGUUACUACGACGUUGCAAAGCAGUUGCUUGCUGCCGGCGCCGAAGUCAACACCAAGGGGUUGGAUGACGACACGCCGCUGCACGACGCGGCUAAUAACGGGCACUUCAAGGUGGUGAAAUUGUUGUUGCAUUAUGGGGGGAACCCUCAUCAGAGCAACCGCAAAGGAGAGACGCCUCUAAAAGUCGCCAACUCCCCCUCCAUGGUGAAUCUGCUGCUGGGAAAGACCACCUACGCCUCCAGCGAAGAGAGCUCCACAGAGAGCUCUGAGGAGGAGGACGCCCCUUCCUUCGCACCAUCCAGCUCCGUAGACGGCAAUAACACAGACUCCGAAUUCGAAAAAGGCUUGAAGCACAAGACCAAGAGCCAAGAGCCCCCCAAAACCAUCACGCCGGUCAAGGACGAGUACGAGUUUGACGAGGAUGACGAGCAGGACCGAGUCCCGCCAGUGGACGACAAGCAUUUGCUGAAAAAGGAUUACAGGAAAGAGACUAAAACCAACAGUUUUAUUUCCAUUCCCAAAAUGGAGGUAAAAACCUAUACAAAAAAUAACACGAUCACACCAAAGAAAGCCGCCCACCGCAUCCUCUCGGACACGUCGGACGAAGAAGACACCAGCGUGGCCGUGGGGUCCGGAGAGAAGCUGCGGCUCUCGACGCACACGAUACUGCCCAGCAGCAAGAUUCGGGAGCCGCCCAACGCCAAGCAGCAGAAAGAGAAGAGCAAGGUGAAGAAGAAGCGGAAGAAGGAGACGAAGAGCAAAGAGGUUCGGUUCGGCAAAAAAAAUGACAAGUUCUGCUCCUCUGAAUCGGAGAGCGAGAACGUGGAGAGCGAGGAGGAUGACAGAGACUCUGUGCAAAGCUCUAGCUGUGUAAAGGACUCUAGGCUAGUGCUAAAGGAAUCCUCCUUGUUCAACUCUCUCUCUGCCUCUUCCACCUCCUCGCACGGGAGUUUAGCUUCACAGAAACAUAACCCUAACCUGACAGAGCACUCCAAGCACUGGAGGACGGACAAUUGGAAAACCAUCUCUUCUCCGGCUUGGUCAGAUGUCUCUUCCUUGUCGGACUCCACAAGGACGAGACUGACAAGCGAGUCGGACUACACGUCCGAGGACUCCAGCUUAGAGUCGUUAAAACCCGUGAGAAAGAAACAGGACCACAAAAAGAAAAAUAACCCCCACAAUGCGGUCUCGGAGAAGAAGAAUUCAUUCCACCCCAGCGUGGACGGAGCGAUCCCAAAGCUGGACAAGGAGGGGAAGGUCGUUAAAAAACAUAAAACGAAGCAUAAACACAAAAACAAAGAGAAGGGGCAGUGUCAGCUCAACCAGGACAUUAAAAUCAUCAAACCUUUUUCUUUCGAAUAUGAGGACUCGAAGCAAAAGCCCGACAAGGGGUUGCUUGUAGAGACUGAAAACACAGUGGAAAAUAAAUUAAAAGUGUUAAAGCAUGAGAGAGAACACUUCAAGAAGGAUGAGAAGCUCCCUAAGGGGAAAUCGGAGGAGAAGGAGUGGUUGUUUAAAGAUGAGUCUGGAAAAGCCUCCAAAGAAGAGAAAUCAUUCAAAAAAGUCAAAGAGGGGAGCAAAGACCUCGGUAAAUCUUUCAGAGAGGAGAAGUCAAGUAAAUCGGAAAAAGAGAAACCUAUAAAGGAGAAAUCUCCCAAAGAGGAGAAGCCUCGAAUACACAAGGAGGAGAGAAAGAAGAAGUCAAAGGACAAACAGUCAAAAUCGGAAAAGAAAAACGAUCUCAAGGAGGAGAAAAUUGCGAAGCUGGAGAAAGAAAAAACUUUCAAAGAGGAGAAAGAAAAAUGUAAAAAAGAGAAAGUUUACAGAGAGGAGCCGGGAUUUGACGAGUUCAAUAACAAAGCCCAGUUUCCAGAAAGCGAGGACACAAAGUUCAGCCUUUCUGAUGAUCAGCAAGAGAGAUGGUUUUCCGACUUGUCGUCUGAUUCCUCCUUUGAUUUCAAAGGGGAGGAUAGCUGGGACUCUCUAGUAACCGAAUUCAGGGAGAUGAAGAACGACACCGUGGCCAAAAUAAUCUUGGAAACGGCCAAGGAGGAAAGCAAAGACAAGAAAAAGGAGAACAAAACGAAAGAAAAGAAAGACUACAACGAAAAGCGCGGUGAGAAAGACGCUUUCCUAAAAAAGAAAGAGCGAGAAUACGUGGAAAAAAAUUCCGAGAAGAAAAAGGACCAAACUGAAAAGCAUAAAGUGACUCCCGGCUACCUGCUGGAGAAGGACAAGAAAAGGAAGGAUUCUGCCGAAAGCGUAAAAGAGAGGAAGGAGAAGGAUGCAGGCGAUGCCGGCAAAGAGAGGAAGGAUUCUUCCGACAGCGCGAAAGAUCGAAAGGAGGUGAAAGUUAAGCAAGAGGAGCCCUAUCGAGAUGAGUUUAAAGACUAUGGUUGUGACACGUUCUUCAAAGACAAAUCUGACCCUGAAUUCAGUGGGAAAAAUGCCGAGAGCUGGGAAAGGCAUCAUCCAGGGAAGGAAAAGGAGAAGAAAGAUGCUCCUGACAAAGACAAGAAGGAGAAACUGAAGCCCGAAAAAUACAAAGAGAAAUCCAAAGACGGCGACAAAGAGAAAAACGAAAAAGCGGUUGCGGAGAAGAGCCAGAAAGACAAAGAGCUGGAUAAGAGCUUUAAAGAGAAGAAAGACACCAAGGAGAAAUACAAGGAUCUGCAUAACAAAGACAAAGAGAGGAAGACUUCCUUCGACCAGAUGAAAGACAAGAAAGAGAAAAACUUCUCCGCAGAAAGAGAGGACUUCCCUGAGAAAAAAGAUGAGAAAAAAGGCAAAGAAAAGAGCUGGUACAGCAUCGCCGAUAUCUUCACAGAUGAAAGCGAAGACGAGAAGGAUGAUUACAGCUUGAGCGCCUUCAAAAUCGGGGAGCCCGUUGGGAGCGAACUGCACCGGAUGGACGGCUUGCAAGAGAAAGAUGAUGGCGCGGCUGCCGAAAAGGAGCUUUAUCUCGCCGACAGGCACCGCAAGUACUCCUCAGAUAGGCAGCAUUUGGGCGAGAAACAGAAAGACAAAGACUCGAAAGAAAAGAAGAAGGACAAAGGGUCAGCGGAAGGCGGGAAGGACAAAAAAGAGAAGAACUCCUUUGAAAAACACAAAGACAAGAAGGAUAAAGAUGCCGGGGAGAAGUAUAAGGACAGGAAAGACAGGACCUCGGUAGACUCCACCCAGGAAAAGAAAAGCAAGCAGAAGAUCCCGGAAAAGGCGGAGAAGAAGCAUGCCAGCGAGGACAAGGUGAAGAACAAGCACAAGGACAAGGUGGACAAAGAGCACUCCAAAGAGAGGAAGUCUUCAAAGGGGGGAGAGCCGGAGAAGAGCCUGCUGGAGAAACUGGAGCAGGAGGCGCUCAACGAGUAUCGGGAUGACUCGAACGAUAAAAUAAGUGAAAUUUCUUCAGAUAGCUUCACAGAUAAAGGGCAAGACCCAAGCCUCACCAACCUCUUUGAGUCGUCCAAUCUUUCCCUGACGGACGCUUCGGAGGAAAAGUUUAAGGAUUCCCUUCCUUUACCCUGCUUGCAAGACAAACUCAAGGAGAAGGAGAGGCACAGGCACUCCUCGUCUUCGUCCAAGAAGAGUCACGAGAAGGAGAAAGGAAAGAAGGAAAAAACAGAGAAAAAAGAAAAAGCGGAUGAGUUUAAAGACACCGGGAGCAGAAAAGAUUCGGCUCAGUAUGAAAAAGACUUCUCGGUGGAUGGGGAAGCUUUCGGCAUUUCCUACAAUAUGAAAGCAGAGGCCGACGAAGAACCGGACAAAAGCAUGGACUACUUAUUUCCUGAAAAGAAGGAUAAGAACGAUGCCGAGAGAGAGCUGUCCAAGAAGUUGGAGAAGGAAAAGACUUACGGUUCGAGCGCUGUCAGCUCAGCCAAAGAGAAGAAGAAGAGGGAAAAACACAAGGAGAAGUGGAAGGAAGAAAAGGAAAAGCACAGAGACAAGCACGCGGACGGGUUCUUCAAGCACCACAAAGAGGACCCGAAGUCGGCGGCGAAAGACAAGGACAGCCCCCAAGUGGCCACUUUCAAAGAGAAGUCGAAGGAGGAGACCCUGAAAUUCAGCGAAACCAAACUGAAGGAGAAGCUCAAGGAAAGCCAAGAGAAGGACAAAGCAGAGUCUCUGAAGAUGAGUAACGGCAAUGACAAAAUCACCGUGUCCAAAGACGGAGUCAAGAAAGACAACAGGCCGAGGGAGAAGCUUCUGGUGGACGGGGACCUGAUGAUGACGAGCUUCGAGAGGAUGCUGAGUCAGAAGGACCUGGAGAUCGAGGAACGCCACAAAAGGCACAAAGAGAGAAUGAAGCAGAUGGAGAAGAUGAGGCACAGAUCCGGAGACCCCAAGCUAAAAGACAAGAUCAAAACCUCUGAAGACAUGCGGAAGAAGAGCCUGGAUUUGACCGCCAAGAAACCCCUCGUGCUCGAUACUCAGCUGAAGGACAAAAAGCUCAAGGAGUUGGGCCCGCUGGCUCCCAUCUUGUCCCCAGACAACAAGGCGCAGCCAGCUGUGGGGACAGACUCCAAAGACUGGAUCGCUGGCCCUCAGCUGAAGGAGAUCUUACCCGCGUCCCCCCGGCCCGAUCAGAACCGGCCGACCGGCGUGCCCACGCCUGCCUCCGUGGUCUCCUGCCCGAGCUACGAAGAAGUGAUGCAGACGCCAAGAACUCCCUCCUGCAGCAACGAGGAUUACACGGACCUGAUGUUCGAUUGUGCCGACCCCCAGCACCCGAUGCCCAUCUCCACCAUGUCCAUGAACGCGUGCUCUCCCUCCUUCUUCGACCGAUACGCGAACGCUUCGAGCGGACUCCCUGAGAAUCCAAGCCAGACUCCAACCAGGACCGUGCCCUCCACCAACCUUUACCGCUCCAUCUCCGUCGACAUCAGAAGAGCCCCCGAGGAAGAGUUCAGCGUCGGAGACAAGUUUUUCAGGCAGCAGAGUGUCCCGGCAACGUCAAAUUACAACUCCCCGGUGCAGCACCUGAUGGACGAGAAGGUCCCUCUUCCUUCUAUUCCGGCAGAAAAGUUCCAGUGUUUGUCCCCGGGGUAUUACUCCCCUGACUACGGGGUCCCGUCCCCAAAAGUAGAGGCUUUGCAUUGUGCGCCAGGAGCGGUGAGCCAUGUCAGCCAGUCCCCCGAAAGCGUCUUUUCUGGUUUGCAAGCCAAAUCCUCCCCGUCUCACAGAGAUGAGUUGCUGGCACCCUCUGUGGAAAGUGCGCUUCCUCCUGACCUGGGCAUGCCUUUGGGUACCACCGAAGAGCAGCAGGCCACUGCUUCCAUCAUGCCCCCCGAGUCUACCUUUUUGCCUCCCAUCGAGGAGAACCACUUCAGUUCGGGUAUUUCGGAGCAGAACAAUCUGGACUGGGACAACCCUCCUCCUGCCAGGAACCCCGAGCCCCCCAUUCCUCCCACCUUGAUGGGCAACCCUCCCGACCACCCCGUCAGCUGGUCGGUGGGAUCAGAGCUGCUGCUGAAGUCUCCCCAGAGGUUCCCCGAGUCUCCCAAGCCGUUCUGCGCGCUGGAGCCGAUUCACUCUGCGCCGGUGCCCUUUAUCGCUGCAGAGUCCCCGUACCCGGUGUCUCCCAUCUCGUACCCACUGUCGGUAUCUGAACCAGGGCUCGAAGAGGUAAAGGAAGACGCCGAAGAAGCCGUUCCCGGAGAAAUGGCAGCGGCAGAAGAAGCAGCGCCCUGCAUGUCCCCGACGCGAUUAGACACGUUCUUCAGUACCUGCAAGCCUCCUCCUGAAGAGACCCCGGAGAUGCCUGCGGAGCGCCUGUGCUUGCCCGUGGAAACGCAGGCGGAGGCCGUCGGCAUCCUGGAGAACAGUUACUUGGAGAGCAAUCCCGUGGCCCCCACGAGCACAGAGGAGCCGGUGACGUGGCCUGAUCCGUUCACCAAUUCGGAAGAUGAUUUGGACCUCGGUCCCUUUACCCUGCCAGAGCUGCCGCUUCAGGCCAAAGAGGUUCCAGAGCCCGAACUGGCUGAUGCGGGAGCGGCUCCCGGCGAGCAGGAGGAGCUGCCCCUGAAGCAGACGACUAAUUUGUCGGCGGUGGAACCAGAGCCGCAGCUGGAAGAGCAAAAACCUGAAGUCGCGGCCCCGGAAGCCACGAUGGAGGCGUCGAGCGUCCCCGAGGAGAAGAGGCCGGAAGAAUCGGAGGCCCCGAGUUUCCAGCAAGCGGCCUCGGCGGAGCCGGCCCAGCUAGAAAACAAAGAGGCGGACGCGAGUCGCGAGGAGCUGCCCUCCUCGAACUGCGCGGCGGAAGCUGGCUCCCAAAGCAGCUCGGUCCCGGUGCCUGCCGCCGACAGCGGAGCCGCUCAGGACAGCGCCGCGGUGCGGAGCGCCGCCCAAGCCUCUUCCACCCCAGCAGACGCCCCCCAGCCAGAACCCGUCGAACCCGUGCAGAAACCCGUCGCGGAAGCCCCGAAGCCCCCCAAAAUCGAAGAGAUCCCCCAGCGAAUCACCAGGAACCGGGCGCAGAUGCUGGCCAAUCAGAAUAAGCAGAACGCCGUGGCAUCGGAGAAAGAGUUCGCCCCCGCCUCGGCGCCAGCCACGCGGGCCAAGGGGCGCAUCGCGGAGGAGGAGGACGCUCAGGCCCAGCACCCGCGCAAGCGCCGGUUCCAGCGCUCCAACCAGCAGCUGCAGCAACAGAUCAACACGUCCACCCAGCAGACGCGGGAGGUGAUCCAGCAGACGCUGGCCGCCAUCGUCGACGCCAUCAAGCUGGAUGACAUCGAGCCCUACCACAGCGACCGGUCAAACCCCUACUUCGAGUAUCUUCAGAUCCGGAAGAAGAUCGAGGAGAAGCGGAAAAUCCUCUGCUACAUCACGCCCCAGGCCCCGCAGUGUUACGCUGAGUACGUCACCUACACCGGCUCCUACCUCCUGGACGGCAAACCUCUCAGCAAGCUCCACAUUCCCGUGAUCGCCCCGCCACCGUCGCUGGCAGAGCCGCUGAAGGAGCUCUUCAAGCAGCAGGAAGCAGUGAGGGGGAAGCUGCGACUCCAGCACAGCAUAGAGAGGGAGAAGCUGAUUGUGUCGUGCGAACAGGAGAUCCUAAGGGUUCACUGUCGGGCAGCGAGAACCAUUGCCAACCAGGCGGUGCCCUUCAGUGCCUGCACCAUGCUGCUCGACUCGGAGGUCUACAACAUGCCUCUAGAAAAUCAGGGAGAUGAAAACAAAUCCGUCAGGGACCGUUUCAACGCCCGGCAGUUCAUUUCCUGGCUACAGGACGUGGAUGACAAAUACGACCGGAUGAAGACGUGUCUGCUCAUGCGGCAGCAACACGAAGCCGCCGCCCUGAACGCGGUGCAGAGGAUGGAGUGGCAGCUGAAGGUGCAGGAGCUGGACCCUGCGGGACACAAGUCCCUGUGCGUGAACGAGGUGCCCUCGUUCUAUGUGCCAAUGGUGGACGUGAACGACGACUUUAUGCUCUUGCCGGCAUGACGGUACCCACCCGGGAGGCACUCUCGCUGGAAACCGGCACGGACAGGAGCCCUCCGAGGACAGACGCUGGAGCUCACGUUCAUCCUUCCCACUUGCUGAUGAAUCCCUGGUCAGAGAAAGAGGAAGCAUCUCCCGGCAGAACACACACCAAUACGACUACAAUUGCACUUUCUUCACCACGUCUCCCUCGUUUCUGGCCGGAGCGCGGCGGCGCCCGGCGGCGGGGCGGGGGACGCCUCUCCUUUCAAACCGGUCACCGCCGCAGGGGGUGGCCAGCCCGCCCGGCG